Hemicordylus capensis (graceful crag lizard) is the source of this 3119-nucleotide messenger RNA. It is a transcript of the gene DBX2, whose product is annotated as developing brain homeobox 2. The transcript is spliced from 4 exons. Bases 1 to 945 code for a protein of 314 amino acids. Lineage: Eukaryota; Metazoa; Chordata; Lepidosauria; Squamata; Cordylidae. Gene Ontology annotation, molecular function: DNA-binding transcription factor activity, RNA polymerase II-specific; DNA binding. Gene Ontology annotation, biological process: regulation of transcription by RNA polymerase II. The record is from RefSeq and is a predicted model, not a curated record.
AUGCUCCCCAGCGCCCUGACUUGGCACUGCGGGAGCUCCGCGGCAGCGCUUCUCACCUUGCCCGCGGCCCCGGGCUUCGGCAACCUGGGCAAAAGUUUCCUGAUCGAGAACUUGCUGCGGGCUGGGGGAGCCCCGCAGCCCGGCGCCCGCAGCCUGCCUGCCACCCCGGUCCCUCUCAAGCUGUGCUCCGCCGCCGCGGAAGAAAUCAGCCCCCCCGGAAGUGCCUUUCCCAGCCGCGGCUGGCCUUUCCAAGCGCUCAACUCCUCGGCAGCGGACAGCAGUAGGGCUCCGGCGAGCAGAGAAGGCACCUUUCCAGCAGCAGCCGCCGCCUCAGCUCUUCCGAAGCACCUUUUCCUGAGAGGCCCGCCGGUCUAUUCCGCAUGCUGCGGUGGGUCCUGUCACCCUGCAUCCCCCACUGCUUUUCCAAGACAGGAAAAUGUUCUUCCUCUUCUAACCCAGGAUUCCAGAUCCCGGAGAGGCAUUUUAAGAAGGGCUGUCUUUUCUGAAGAUCAGAGAAAGGCUUUGGAGAAAAUGUUUCAGAAACAGAAAUACAUCAGCAAAACAGACAGAAAGAAACUGGCCCUCAACCUUGGUCUAAAGGAGUCCCAGGUCAAAAUCUGGUUUCAAAACCGAAGAAUGAAAUGGCGGAACUCCAAAGAAAAAGAAGUGCUUUCAAACAAGUGCCUGCCAGAGAGGGGUCUUCAAGAGACCUGUCUUUCCAAACUAAAUUUUACCUCCCCACCGUGUCCCGCCUGGGCAAUGUCUCCUCAACAGACAAAUCCAAGAUGGCAGAAUCUUCCAGAACGCUCAGAGAGACUGAAUAGCAGAAGUAGCUUGAGGCCACCUGCAAGAGCAAACUCGCCUCCUGGAAUGUUGUAUUUGUAUCGGGAACGAGACACUGCAGAAAAGGCAAUUAUACCACAAAGGGGGAAACUGAUGGAGUGAAGUGAUAAUAGACCAUGACUUCAGAUGGCCGGCAGUCUAACUUCACGUGAAUGCUGAACUAGUUUAUAUACUCCACUAGAAUAAAACCUAACUCAUUUAUAUUGGCAAAAACUAAUGCUUUAAGAGAGAUUCAGUAAUCAGUCUUCUUUCACGUUCCUACUGGCCUUGAACAAACUUGUACGUGAAGUAGGAAAGAACUGAUGGUAAGUGAACUUGAAGUAAGAAGUAUGAUGCUAAUAUAUGGCUCUGAUAUAUAUGUAGAGUGUUAAAUACACAUUUGAAUGGAUUUUUUGUUGUAAUACUGUCCAAAACAAUUAAAUUAAUAUUUUGUGACACUAAUGAAUUAUCUAAAGCUUAUUAGAGAAGAAAAUCUUAUUGUAUAUGGUUCUAUCAUCUCCCUUUUACAAAAAUAGUACAGUAUGGCGUUGUGGAACUGAGAUGAGAUAAGUGCCCAUAGGAUCAGAUAUGUAGUCUAAGCAGUGAAACCAGUAAUGUGUGAGAACUUAUCCAAAAGACAAGCAACAGGUAAGAAUGUCCAGAGUGUUAAUUUAGAAAAAUUAGAAGUCCUUUUUAGAAGUCUAUUUUUUGGUUUAAGUUUUUCCAUUUUGCAACAUUUUGGUACCCAUAACUGCAACUCUUACAUAGACGCCCAGUUUCAGGACCUCCUUGUGGAUAUGGGAGCUGCACUGCAUACAUAGAUGUCACCCACUUGCAAGGAGUCAGGCUCUUCUAUAUUGACUUAAGUGCAGGGAGUAAGCUUGUCCUGCCCAGUGGGAUCAUGUGCAUGUACAACUGAGCUACCAUUUCCACUGAAGUGAAUGCAGAGCCUCAGUUCUUCAAGACUCUGUUUGUUUCAUAUUGGACUGAAAACAGAGGAGAGAAUCCAGACAAAGGGUGGGUUCUCAUGACCUGUGCAAUAUCACAAAACGGAAAGGGGAGAUUCACAAGGUGUGAACCUGGAAAUUUUCACUGAUGUGGGGUUUGGCACUGCACCAACCUGACAUUUAACUGAGAUUGGCAACCCUAGAUCAAAUCCUAGCUUACUGAUCCCAGUAAAAUGUGAGGGUAGUGCCAACCUGACAUUGCUUAAAAUUUCUGGGUUCUUACAACUGGAAAUUUGGAUGUACAUGCCUCACAAAUCUCCCGUUUCUGGUUCGGUGGCAUCAUACAAGUUGUGAGAACCCAGCCCAAGUUAUACAUCCUAAGUUAUCCCCUGCUAACUGAGCAAAGAGAGGCCUGUUAAAGUGCUGAUGCUCUUAUAUUUAGCAGAGGAGAGAUAUAGGCCCUAUCCAGCCCCAGCACAGCAUCCCUCCAGUGGCUGUUGCUGGUAUCUGCCUUAUUUUUCUUUUUAGAUUGUGAGCCUUUUGGGGACAGGGGACCAUCUUAUUUAUGUAUUAUUUAUUUUUCCUAUGUAAACCACUUUGAGAAACUUGGUUGAAGAGCGGUGUAUAAAUAUUCACAGUAGUAGUAGGAAGUUAGUCAUGACUAAGCACCAUUGAAAUAAAUAAAACAUGGAAAACCUAAGUCCCAUUAAUUUCAAUGGAACUUGAUCAUUACUAUCUUAGACUGGAUCCUACCCAUGUAGUGUUCAAGCAAAACCAUCUUUUUGUCUUGAACAAAAAUCAAGCAGCUGAUCCAUCUGCUGUUAUGGAAAAGAUUAAUACAAACAUUUACAUUAUCUAAAAUCCAUGUAUGGUUUUCAUUUAUCAGUUGAAUAUUCACACAGAAAAAGAACUACUUAGAAUGCAAUUUGAUCCUGUAAUUGAUUUGUAAACUGCCACCAAAGUGCAUUUCAUCUGCUGUGUCAAGCCCACAUAUUCAUAAUUUGUCAUCUUUAAUAUUUUUAACUGAUUACAAUGUACCAUAGGUCAUGGGCAAAGCUGUUUGAAGCCAGGUUUUCAGUUAAUAAUUUACUGUGACUGUAAGCGUGGUAAAGACCUUCAUAAAUUAUUUUGCUCACUCUUCACAGACAACAAUACCGCUGUUGUAGUCCUGAAAAUUGCCUUAGCAUGGGACAUUUAUAUUCAGCAAAUAUUUCCUGGCAUAAUCCUACAUUUGAGAACUUUUAAGUAGUUUUGUACUUUAUUGGAGUCUCUCCUGAAGCAAUGAAUAAAUUCAUAGUCACUCAUUAAAUUGGCUUCAUUAUUAAUGAAUAAAGCAGCUGCUUCUGAUGA